Messenger RNA from Saccostrea cuccullata (small rock oyster), 988 nucleotides. RefSeq names its product complement component 1 Q subcomponent-binding protein, mitochondrial-like. Gene Ontology annotation, biological process: cytosolic ribosome assembly. Gene Ontology annotation, cellular component: mitochondrial matrix. The record is from RefSeq and is a predicted model, not a curated record. Bases 60 to 836 code for a protein of 258 amino acids. The transcript has a single exon. NCBI's taxonomy places the organism in Eukaryota, Metazoa, Mollusca, Bivalvia, Ostreida, Ostreidae.
ACAGCUCAACUUGGAUCACGUUGUGGUGGUUAACCUUCGUUUGUUAAAAAAGGGAAAUUAUGUCUUCUUUAAUUGCAAAACAUUUUCUUAACAAUUUUCAAAAGUCAAGAAGAGCGAUCUCCGCCGCUUCUUCAUUUGGAAGAAUCCUGUCAUCAGCAAACUUUCGCAGUAACCCACCGUCCAGCGUGUUGGCCUUUUCGAGGAAACUCGAAUGUAGUUCACUUCAGAAAAGAUUGCUUUACACCGAGACAGAUCAGGAUAUGUCUCAGCAUAUUGCAAAGGAAAUUGAGAACGAGAAAAAGAGCUCAGGUGGUCAGGAGACAGAAUAUUUGAAAAACUGGAAAAUUGUGCGAGAUGGUUGUGAAGUUUCGAUGUCCAGAUCGGAGGGAAACGAAACCAUAACGGUAGAAUUUAAUGUCAACAACGCCACUGAUUUGGUCGACGAGGGUUCAGAAGACUACAGUAACGAAAUGCCACAAAUGAUUUGUAGACCGCCAUUUAUUGUACAGAUCAAAAAGCAGAGUGGCAUGAAAAUCCGCAUUUCUUGCCAGUUUCUUACUGAACUAGAUGCAGAUGAUGGUGACGAGCAGGAAGUUCGCGACAAAUUUGAAAUUGUUCACUUCAGCGUCUGUAAAGGUGAAAUUGUGCCAUCAACAUACGUCUGCAGUGGAGAGACGAUGGACGGAGAAAUGUAUGAAAAGUUGAUGGACAUGUUGGACGAACGCGGAAUAGACAAUGAAUUUGCCAAAGAAUUAAUUGAUUUUAGUACCAACUAUGAACACGGUGAAUACAUCAAGUUUCUCAAUACAUUCAAAUCUUUUGUGGAUGAGAAAUAAGAACAGUAUAGUAGUAAAGUUGUGUAUUCUGAAAUCUUGUACUUUUUUGAUAGAAAAGAGUUAUCAUUUCAGUGAUUUGGCAUUUGUGCUUUGUGAGAGAAUGUCAUUGAUAUCUUGAUUCCUUUCACAAUAAAUCACAUAUUUAACCUAUA